UCCAGUAUUCCUAUGUUUUGUAAAUAAAUAAUUCAACCGUCAAAAUUUAAUCUAGAAUCCAGUUAUCUUAGUUCCUGGGUCUUCAAACUUCCAUCACAGAUGAUUGGGAAAAUGCAUAGAUUAUCAAAAAUAUUCCAGCCUUCACUAGUUAUACCGAAAUCAGCCGUCAUAAAAAAUCAAGACACAACAUCGAAAAGUCAAAGGCUGAUGCUCGACCAGGGCUUGAUCCGUCAAGCUGGAAAUGGCACAUUCUACAUUUUACCACUGCUACAACGUUCUCUGCAGAAAGCCGUCGCUCUGGUGGAUUUUCAGAUGCAGCAACAUGUGGGAGCUGAAAAACUAACACUCCCAACAUUGAUCUCAUCGAAUUUGUGGCGCAAAAGUGGCCGGCUUGAAUUGGCAGAUGCCGAGUUGAUGAAAACUAUCGAUCGACAUGGGAAAACGCUGAUUCUGGGACCGACACACGAGGAGAGUAUCACAACUCUUAUAGCGGCUAUCUCACCAGUAUCGUAUCGCCAGUUUCCGCUCCGAUUGUACCAAAUAUCAACUAAGUUUAGGGAUGAAAUGAAACCAAGAUUCGGAUUGAUGCGGGCGAAAGAAUUCCUAAUGAAAGACUUGUACACCUUUGAUAUCGAUCUCAAGGAAGCUCACAAGACUUACGAGCUGAUAAACGAUACCUAUCGACAGCUGCUGGAAGUCAUCGGAGUGCCUUACGUAAAGGUACGCGGCGAUACAGGUCUCAUGGGAGGAUCUACUUCGCACGAGUACCAUUUUCUUAGCGAGGUAGGCGAGGAUCAGUUGAUGCACUGUAGUACUUGUGGAUUGAGCUAUAACCUGGAAGUUUUAUCUGAACAGAAGAAACCAUGCGAACGUUGCAAUAACAAAAAUUUUUCGAAGCAAACUGGAAUAGAAGUUGCGCAUGCAUUUAUACUAGAAGAUAAGUACAGCAAAGCUUUGGGAGCGCGGUUUUUAGAUCAGACUGGAAAACCGGGCGUUUUACAGAUGGGAUGUUACGGUAUUGGAAUAACACGAUUGAUAGCGGCUAGCAUAGAAGUCCAGUCCAGUGAAACGGAUAUUCGAUGGCCACUUGCGAUCGCUCCAUUCAAGGUUUGUGUGAUACCUCCGAAAGAAGGGAGUAAAGAAGAAACGGUGGCUGGUGCAUGGGCCGAAAAAUUGUUACAUGAAGUUUGUAAAAUACCGGGAUUAGAAUCUGACGUCCUCGUCGAUGACCGGAACAGUAUGACCAUCGGAAGGAGACUGAUGGAAGCCAAGAAAACUGGUUACCCGAUAGUGAUAGUGGUAGGUACUAAGGCCGCAAGUGAGAGUAAUGAGUUGUUUGAGAUAUACAAUCAGUUGCAAGAAACACAGAUUGUUCUAGGUUUUAAUGAAACCUUACUAGAAAUUGAUCGAAUUUGCCAUAAUCGGAAAAAAAUGAAAUGAAAUAGAUUUACAUUAAAUAGUUUAGAAAUGUACUAAUCUCUGUUAAGCAA
Molecule: messenger RNA, 1490 nt
Organism: Malaya genurostris
Lineage: Eukaryota; Metazoa; Arthropoda; Insecta; Diptera; Culicidae
Gene: ProRS-m
Product: probable proline--tRNA ligase, mitochondrial
Exons: 3
Coding region: 100-1440 (446 amino acids)
Biological process (GO): prolyl-tRNA aminoacylation
Cellular component (GO): cytoplasm; mitochondrion
Molecular function (GO): proline-tRNA ligase activity; ATP binding
Source: RefSeq, a predicted model, not a curated record